AUGGAGAUUUGCGUGAGGUUGAACGACGACUGCGAAAGUGACUACACUUUCCAAAUCGAUAAAGAUGACACUUUUGAGUCGAAAAUCAUGAAGAUGUUCAGCCCUAAAUCAGGGCUGGCGAAAUUUAUGGUGUUGAGACCAUCGAUUUUUUACAAGAAAGAACCAAAGGGCUUGACAAAAUCAAUGCAUCCAGGUUUCUUGACGGAAGAUGGGUGCCUAAUUUACCAUUACGACUGCGACAAACGCGAAUACCGUAAACCGUUGGAUUUGAAAAAUAAGAAAAUUUGGGAACAAUUGUGGCCUGGCCAAUUGGUGCUGCCUCAAUGGGAACUAUCGCGUUCCAACAUUGCCACGUUUGUUGUGCUCAUGCUGGCAUGGCUAUACACGGAUCUGCCUGAUGUGGUAUCGCCCACUCCGGGCAUCUGUUUGACAAACCAGUUUUCCAGAAGAUUGAUAGUGGUGGCUCGUCAGUUUGGUUACAAUGCGAUUGCAGAAAAAUUGGUGGAAGAAACGCAAGUCAAUUCCGCCGGUACGAUAGCCCAAUGGUUGUUUUUCACGUUGCACUGUUUGAAAGUGCUAUUUUUGACGCUUGUGAUGUACACGGGGCUGGUAAACCCGCUCACCGUCAACCCAUUAAACUUCUACUACACCCGGAAACCGGUUGUUUCCAAAAACACGGAGGCUUUGAAGGAAACUUUACGCUCGAUCGGAUGGAUCGGUGUGAAACGUGCUACUUACGAUGAUUAUCGCGACACGUACUACAACUAUCGGUUGGAAAAAGCCGGCGGGAUGGUGGCAGCUUACAAGAGUGGUAUUAUGAAAAAAGCAGCGACUCCCGGCGUUGUUUUGGAGACAGGUGAGGGAUUCCAAACACCGUUGGACAAACGGUUCACAGAGUCGACGUUCAAGACGAUGGAGAAGAGCCGCAAGUUUGUCUUGAGUGAAGAGUACUUGAUCCAGGUGGAACACGAUCUUAAGGACCAGAUCAAGACCAUUGACGAGAAAGAAGUGUACAAGAUCAACCAGGAGAUCCGCAAAUUCCGUCGUUACGGCUUUUUCGAGUGCGGGCCACAACUGGCACGGUUGGUACAGCUGCGACAGGAGGUUGCUGCGGAGAAAGCCGCCGCAGCCCAAAGUGCAGAGGAGAAGAAGGCACAAUAA
This is a messenger RNA of Lachancea lanzarotensis, 1161 nucleotides long. RefSeq names its product LALA0S07e04214g1_1 (gene GSF2). The transcript has a single exon. Bases 1 to 1161 code for a protein of 386 amino acids. NCBI's taxonomy places the organism in Eukaryota, Fungi, Ascomycota, Saccharomycetes, Saccharomycetales, Saccharomycetaceae. The record is from RefSeq and is a predicted model, not a curated record.